This is a messenger RNA of Nematolebias whitei (Rio pearlfish), 1228 nucleotides long. It is a transcript of the gene npbwr2b, whose product is annotated as neuropeptides B/W receptor 2b. The record is from RefSeq and is a predicted model, not a curated record. Gene Ontology annotation, cellular component: neuron projection; membrane. NCBI's taxonomy places the organism in Eukaryota, Metazoa, Chordata, Actinopteri, Cyprinodontiformes, Rivulidae. The transcript has a single exon. Gene Ontology annotation, biological process: neuropeptide signaling pathway. Gene Ontology annotation, molecular function: neuropeptide binding; neuropeptide receptor activity. The coding region runs from base 1 to 1014 and encodes 337 amino acids.
AUGGAGAAUAUCUCCAUUUUGAAUGGCGCUCUACCGGCCUGUAACAACUCUGUGGACCCUUAUUCCCUCACAUCUGUGAACAGCACGGACCUGAACUGCACCUCUCCCUCAGACUUUUACUUCUACGCCGACCUUUAUGUCAUCUUACCAAUCAUCUACUCUGUGAUCUGUGCUGUGGGACUGACAGGCAACACGGCUGUCAUCUAUGUCAUUCUCAGAGCCCCCAAAAUGAAAACGGUCACCAACAUGUUCAUCCUGAAUUUGGCUAUUGCCGAUGAUUUGUUCACGCUGGUGUUGCCAAUCAGUAUUGCUGAACACUUACUAAAUUAUUGGCCUUUUGGAGAGGUUCUGUGUAAAGUCAUCCUUAGCAUAGACCAUUACAACAUCUUCUCUAGCAUCUACUUCCUGACAGUCAUGAGCAUUGAUCGCUAUCUGGUCGUCUGGGCAACAGUGAGGUCUAAGCGUAUGCCUUACCGUACCUAUCGGGCAGCCAAAAUCAUCUCACUCUGCGUCUGGAUUCUCGUCAUACUCAUUGUCAUGCCCUUCACUGUUUUUGCUGGGGUCUACAACUCAAACGAUGGGCGGAAGAGCUGUGUGUUGAGCUUCCCAAGCCCCGAGAACUUAUGGUUCAAAACGAGUCGAAUCUACACGCUCGUUCUGGGUUUUGCCAUCCCAGUGUCUACCAUCUGCAUCCUGUACACCAUGAUGCUCUAUAAGCUGAGAAAUAUGAAGCUUAACAGCAAUGCCAAGGCUCUAGACAAGGCCAAGAAGAAGGUCACCAUCAUGGUUUUUAUCGUCUUGGCUGUCUGCUUGUUCUGUUGGACCCCGUUCCACCUGAGCACCAUUGUAGCUCUGACCACAGACCUGAGGACCACACCACUGGUGAUUGGAAUUUCAUAUUUUAUUACCAGCCUGAGCUACGCCAACUCCUGCCUCAACCCGUUCCUCUAUGCCUUUCUGGACGACAGCUUCAGGAAAGCUUUCACAAAGAUGCUGGAGUGCCGACCAGCUUGAAGGUGCAACAAAUCAACCUCUGGAACAAGGCUGCACUCAUCUCUGAUUCGCUGAGAACAAACUGGGAAGACGAAGCAGAUUUAAUCAGAUCAGAAAGAGAGUUUUUACAAGGAUGCAUACAUUUUAUUUACAUACAACUCAUGAAACAAAAAAUGUAAAGAAUCCAGGGCCUAGCUUUCCUUGAGCAAAUUUAAUUAAUUUAACCUUUAUUUAU